Molecule: messenger RNA, 5976 nt
Organism: Mercenaria mercenaria
Lineage: Eukaryota; Metazoa; Mollusca; Bivalvia; Venerida; Veneridae
Product: trichohyalin-like
Exons: 8
Coding region: 164-4783 (1539 amino acids)
Source: RefSeq, a predicted model, not a curated record
UUUAAAAUACCACACUGUGACACUGUGGGUGGAAUAAACAAUUUUUCGGAUUUGUUUAUUUGUUUCCAUGACUGAGAGUUGGGCGUCGGAGGUAUCUUUCUUCUUAUUUUCGAGUAUAUAUGAAACAUUUACAGGAUUAAAGUGUUAAGAAAAAUGCUAAGUCAUGUGUUCCACGGCGCCUCCCGAGAUUAAGAAUGGUUAUGUUUCAUACGACUCUCUUGACACCGGUGCAGCAUGGGCACUUAAUGACGUAGCAGUAUACAAAUGUUUCAAGUACUAUGGGCUAGUAGACAACUAUAAACAGACCUGUUCAGGGACGACAGGUUUAUGGACAGGAACGGUGCCAAAAUGCGAAUAUCACAUAUGGACGGAAAUCGUGUUUUGGGUGGUGUUGGUCCUGCUUAUAUUGCUGCUGUUGUUGCUGCUGCUGUUGAUUAUCUUCCUUUGCUGCUACUUCUGUAGAUGUUGUAAAAGAUGUGGCAAAGGCGGGCGAGACCGCGGGGAGGAAGAUGUUGAACGCGGUAGGAGAAAGAAACGCCCCGACAGCGAUGGCAAAAACCGAAGAGGUCGAGAUAAAUCUCCGAGACAUAGAAAGGACGAUAAUGACGAUGAUUCAUCUUGUACAUGUUGCGCUUGCUGCGGUCCUCGGCAAAAGAAAGAAAAGGUUGAGAGAAAAGGGUCAUCUCGAAGACGUCGUUCAAGGUCCCCGAAAAACGACAGAGGGGAGAAAGAAAAAACACCAUGCUGCGCUUGUUGCUAUGGUUCUAAGACAAAAGAAAAGAAGCAAAAAUCACGUGAAGGUUCUCCAAAAACAAGCCGGUCGAGGUCACCAAUUGGACGUGAUCACAAAGAUAAAGAAGACAAAGAUGAAGCUAAAACAGGAUGUUGUGCUUGUUGCUACGGUUCUAAGACAAAAGAAAAGAAACAAAAAUCACGUGAAGGUUCUCCAAAAACAAGCCGGUCGAGGUCACCAAUUGGACGUGAUCACAAAGACAAAGAAGACAAAGAUGAAGCUAAAACAGGAUGUUGUGCUUGUUGCUAUGGUUCAAAGACAAAAGAAAAGAAACAAAAGUCAUAUGCAGAUUCGUCUGAACGUGAAGGCUCUCCAAAAACAAAGCGGUCGAGCUCGCCACAUGGAGGUUAUCACAAAAAUAAAGAAAACGGGGAAGAAGCUAAAACAGGAUGUUGCGCUUGUUGCUAUGGUUCAAAGACCAAAGAAACGACACCAAAGAGACGAGAAACAUCGCCAAAGCAUAAAGGGGCUUCGACAAGGUCCCGUUCAAAGUCACCAAAGGGGGAUGGUCGCAAAGAAAUUGAAGACGAUCAGGACGAAGCUAACACUGGGAGCUGCGCUUGUUGCUAUGGUUCUCGAACGAAAGAAAAGAAAUCAGGACAACCAAAAUAUUCACCAAAACGUAAAGACUCACUGAAGCGAGACCGUUCUAGAUCGCCAAAGAGAGGUACUGAUGAAACAAAAGUAAAAGAUGACGAGGAGGAGGCCACGCCUGGGUGUUGUGCUUGUUGUUCUGGCUCAAAGAAGAAAGAAAAGAAACAACCACAACAAAAUGCGUCUUCAUCACUUCAAGAUGCUCAAGAUCACGUAGAUGAGAAGAAAAAUGACAGGAAUAAUACUGUGAGGAAACAUCCUAAAGAAAAGAAAACACCGAAAACAAAAGUUUCAGCAAUAAAAGACCCCGAUGAAUCACUUAUAGAUGAGGAAGUUAAACGAAUGCAAGAGGAGCAGGAGAGGAAAGAACAAGAACGAGAAAGAAGACGACUGAAACAGAUAGAAGAGGAAAGAAAAAGGGAUCAAGAGAAAAAAGAAAAGGAAAGAGAAAGAGAGAUUCAGCGACAACAGCAAAGAGAACUUGCACGCAUUGAAGAAGAUAAAAGAUUACAAGAUGAAGAUGACAUAUUAAGAGAAAAAGAAGAUGAAAGGAAAAGGCGGCUAGAGGAAAGAAGACAAGAAGAGCUUGAACGAAAAAGAGAGAGGGAGGAACGGGAAAGAGAAAGAGAACUUCAAAGGCAGGAAAGACUGGAGGCAGAAAGACAAAAGCAAGAAGAACGGUUGAAAGAACUUGAAGAACGGGAGAGAGAAAGAGAAGAAUUAAGACUGCAACAACAACAACUUGCGAAACAACGAGCGGAGCGAAGGAAAAAAGAAAGAGAAGAAAGGGAAGAGGAACGGAAACUGCGAAUCAAAGACUUACAGGAUCAGAAAUGGCGCACAGAAGAGAAAGGAGUAAGUGAUAAUGAUGAUUACUUAGAAAAUGAGUCUCCAUACAACAGUCCAGAAACUUCAAGAAAAAAGAAGAAAACAUACAAGUCAAGAAGAAAUGUCAGACCGAGAUAUCUAGACUACAUGAAUGAUAGAACAGGUGAUCCAAAAAUAUAUAGACCGUAUAAAGCAGCCAAGCCUGCAGAUUUUUGGUGCCCUUUCGUUCACAAUGUAAGGCAGAUUAAUACAAGUACACUGUACCUAUUGGUAUCUGUUGGAUUUGGAGUUGGAGUUGGAGUUGGAGUAACCGGUCUACAUCUGUGCAUCGAACGGAACGUUUGUAGUUUUCGAAGCAGAAUACUUCUUCCGGUUACGUCUUUCCUUGGAAGCAUGGCUCUAUCAUGUACAUCACCAGAAGUGGUAGAGAAUGGUUAUGUUUCGUUUGAAUCUCUUGCAUCAGGUCCAACAUGGAAUGACGGUGAAUAUGUUGUCUACAAAUGUUUCAAAUUUUAUGGACUAGCUGAAACAGACAGACGGAAAUGUGAUAAUAAUGUAUGGUCCGGGACUGCCCCAAAAUGUGAAUAUCACCAGGAAACAGAAAUCGUGUUUUGGUUGGUAUUGGCCCUGUUGAUACUGCUACUAUUGUUACUGCUAGCAUUGGUUAUCUUCACUUGCUGCUACUUCUGUAGGUGUUGUAAAAGGCAUGGAAGAAGCAGAGACAAACACAAUGCUAACACCGGUUCCCGUAAGAAACGAAAUAGUGAGUCUUCCAACAGAACAAGCCAUAAUGACGAAAAGCCGUCGCGUAGAAAAGAUAACAAAGAGGAAGCCCUGUGCUGUCCUGGAUGUUGUUGUCCUACAAAGAAGGAAACUAAAACACAUGGUCGCCCUAAAUCAGCGAACCGCAGUAGAUCAGAGUCUCCGGAAAGAGAAAACCACGAUGGAAAACUGGCAGGUACUUGUUGUGCUGUUUGCUGCGUUUCAACGCAAAAAACAGAAACACCUAAUCAGGACAAACCGCAGUCUUUCAAAAACGGUCAUCGAUCAAAAUCUCCGGUAAAUGAAGAACAUGAUAACAUUGUAAAUGAAUAUAAUGAUGAUGUAAAGCCUGGAUGUUGUGCUUGUUGUAACAGUAAGCCGACAAAGAAGCAAGUAAAUGAAACACAACAUUUUGCUUAUGACGAAGUUACACCAGCAGAAAAGAAAAAGAAUUACCAAGAAUGCUUAGACCCAGAACCAAAAAUGUCGGAGCGCGGUACAAACACAAGAGCAGAAAGAGCUAAAGAAUCAAAGAGUAUCCGACCUUCUGUUGAAACGAAAAACCCUGUUUACGCAGGUUAUUCUGAAGAUCCUGAUAUUGAACUUGUCGAGGAAGAAAAAGAUACAUUAAGAAAACAGCAGAAACAAAUUCAGGAUGAAAAGGAUAAGGAAAUUCAACGUGUUCAAGAGGAAAGGAAAAUUGCAGAUGAAAGAAAAAAAGAAAUUGAACAUUUGCGAGAAGAGGAAAUGGAAAAAGACAAGAAAUGCCAAAAAGAUUUAGAAGAACAGAAAGCAAAAUUUGAUGAUCAGAGGCAACAAAAGCUACAAGAACAAGAAUUUGCAAGGCUUCAGGCUGAAAGGGAGAGAAAGCACAAAGAAGAAGAGCAUCAACAGGAAAUAGAAGAUCAGUUACGGAAAGAAAGAAUAGAACAACAGAAAAGAUAUGAAGAGGAAAGGUUGAAUGCACUUGCAAAACAGAAAGAAAAAGAAGCUAAAGAGCGUGAAGAAGAACUUGAGAAACAACGACUGCGAGAAUACGAACGGCAAAGACAAAUGGAAAUAAUAGAAAGAGAACACCAAUUGCAAGUUGAAAAGCAAAAAGCUGAAAAGGAAAAAAGAGAAAGCGAAGAAAGACAGAAAGAACAAAAGAGGCAGCUGGAAGAAAAGAAGAGAGAGAAGGAACAACAAAAGUUACAGCAACAGGAACUUGCUAGACAGUUAGCGGAACAACAUAAAAAAGAAGAAUGGCAUCGUAGAAAUGAACUGUUUCAAAAAGAGCAAGACCAAUUGAGAAGGGAAGAAUCUCAUAAGCCAGAGCCUUAUCUAAAGCAGACUAGAAAAGCCCUAUAUUCAAGUAAUCGAGCAAACUACUCUGGAGGAAACGAACCAACUUCAACAGAGACUGGUGACUACAAGCAUCAGUUUGAUAAUCUAAAACGAAAGAGACCUUUAAAGUUGAUAAACUCGAAUGACAAAUAUCUGAAAGGUCUAAUGGACGAUGAUAUUGGCAAGAAGGGUACACGUAAUCCUAAAGUCUAUAAUCCAUUUAAAUCACACAAAGGAUCAGAGGUACCUACAACAUAUGAUAUGUAUGGACAUGCAAGUGAUACACCUGGUCGCACAAGAUAUUCAGAUAAUAAUAUACAUUCUAAUGAAGGACAGAAGAAACCAUUGAAACUGAUAAAUUCGAAUGAUAAAUUUGUGACAGGAAUGGUUGAUGAUUCAGUAAGCAGAAGGGCUACGAAAAACCCACUGGUAUACAGACCAUAUAAACUUGAAAAACCAUCAUUUACAGAUAAAUCAUAACAUGAAACUUUGAACAGACUGAUUUGACCCGAGUCUGCUAUUAGUUUGCUUGGUUAGGUUCUCCGAGUUUCGUUUAUUAACUAUUAUAUCAGCUGUCUUUAAGUGCCAUGUGGUGGCUGUAAAGUCUCUCCUUACUUAGAAGCAUACAGGUACUAAAUAGGAAAAUCAUGCGAAAAAAGGUAGAAUAAUGACAGAUUUAAAUUUGCUUUGUAAGCUAUUUUCCUUAUUUUCCUUGCAUUAUUUAGCUGAAUUCACAUGACGGAUCUAUGCUUGACAUGUAGGUAGCAUUUUCAUUAUGAAAUAAUAGAAUGACGGAAUUUGCCAUGAAAAUUUAGAUCAUACUCCACCGCUACAACUUGGAGUCUCAUUGUUUAGCUGAUUUUGCAGUUUGUGUGUUUGACUGAAAACAUCUUUCUUGCAUCAAAUAUGACCCUUACUUUUCUUUUGAUUUUUAUUCGGCACUGACAAUAUUCUUCAUAAAAAUGUUAGUUACAGACAUUUAAAAUGGGUCCUGAUGUGCUCUCCGGCCAUUGGAAAUAUGUCAAUUUUAUGUAGAAUAAAGAAGAAUAGAUAUUUAGUGUGUUGUAACCUAGACUCAGAGUUAACACAUAUCCUGGUCCUUUGAAAUCAAAGUAUAUUCUAUUUUCAAUCUUUAAUAGAGUCCCAACUAAGCCGGAGCCGGGAUACGGGAUGGAUGUUGCACCUUUCAUACCCUCUCAUGAAAAAUUCCAUCAAACUAAGCCUGAUAUGACGUAAAAACACAUUGUUCUAGACUGGCUCCCGUCCCUAUGUUUGUUCUUAUUUACAUUUGUAUAAGUUUAUUUAUUGAGGGAAGUAACUCCAGCAGGUUGUUUCUACAUUGACAUUUUUAUUGUCCCUGGCUCCGAACAUAGGUAUGGUUCAGCCAUCAGAUAAAAUGUGCUAUUUUAGAGGCUUAAACGAUUUUCUUAUUUUGCUUGCAGUAUUUAUAUAAAAAAAUAACCAUGCAGCCAGGGAGCCAGGCUAACAUUGUACAUAAACAUGCAUUUUCUAAUUUACUUCAGAUAAGUUGAAGGCAGAUCGAUUCCCGAUUUAGGUAAUGCCUCGAUUCAUAUUAAAUGCUGUACAUUUACAUACUUUGUAAACGUUUUUAUAUAUGUGUAUCUUUAAAGAUAAAAAGGAUUUAAAAUGACCAAGACAACACAUUCUUGACU